Molecule: messenger RNA, 1371 nt
Organism: Panicum hallii
Lineage: Eukaryota; Viridiplantae; Streptophyta; Magnoliopsida; Poales; Poaceae
Product: probable calcium-binding protein CML22
Exons: 4
Coding region: 483-1178 (231 amino acids)
Molecular function (GO): calcium ion binding
Source: RefSeq, a predicted model, not a curated record
CCAGGCUGUUGAGCCAUGGCAUCAGAUUCUGCCUCGCCUCCUUCCCUGGCGCUGCAGUCUGAUAGAGAUUGCUCACACGCGGCUCCGUUCAUAUUACGCCGAUUCGCACGCAAACUCUUCCCGGCAGUGGCGGAAAGGCCAUUUAUCAUCUCAUCUCUCUGCAGGUGACACCGUGGCACCAUCAUAUCUCGCGUCAUUUUCCUUGGUAAAAUGUGAGAAAAGUCCAUAUGUUUUCCAAGGUCAAAGUUGAAAAGAAAACCUGUUUAUACUUCAUUCAUAUGCUGGGGUCAAUACCGUAAUCUACAGCAAAGUUUCUCUGCAAAAAUCACCACGGUACAUGCUUGUACGCUAAGCACCUCGUCUCUAGUUUGCUGCUGCUUCUUGUAUGUUGUGUACUUGUGUCGAUAACGCAAGGCCACAAGGGCUUGUGCUUCUUCCUUCUGGUAGGUCACCUGAAAUUGGUGCGGUGGCCAGUUGCAGCGAUGGGGAUGGUGGCCUCCAUGUGCACGGAGCCGAUCAAGCGGCGGCGAGCGGAGAAGGACCUCGACGACAAGGUGGCGGCGGCGCUCCGGGAGAGGGCCAGGUCCCGGCAGCGGACCUUCCGGACGGUGAACAGCAUCACCAUGCGCCUGCCCCGCUUCAAGGACGGCCUCCGGGACAUCAAGGACGUCUUCGACCAACGAGGAUUCCAACGGCACGAUCGACAACGACGAGCUGCGGAGCUGCCUGGGCAAGCUCCAGGUCCAGAUGUCCGACAAGGAGGCCGACGACGUGCACCGCUACUGCGACGUCGACCGCCGGGGCGGCAUCAAGUUCCAGGAGUUCGUCGUCCUCCUCUGCCUCAUGUACCUGCUCUUCGGCCCGGACGUCACGCGCCGCGUACGGUCUCCGAGUUCGAGUCGGCAAAGCUCAACUACGUCUUCGACGAGCUCAUCGAUGCCUUCCUCUUCUUCGACAAGGACGGCGACGGCAAGAUGAAGAGGAAAGACGUCACCCGGAGGAUGAACGAGGCGUCCCACCAGGAGAGGACGCCCAGCCACACAACGGCGCAGCUAUUCAAGGAGAUGGACCUCAACAGGAACGGGAAGGUGAACCUCAAGGAGUUCCUCUACUCCAUAAUUAGAUGGGCAGGCCACGAGACCGAAGACGACGAUGCGAGCAAUGAGGGCUCUCCCUAGACCCUAGUGUACUGUCUUCCUCCUCAUCUCCGUUUUCUUUUAACCGAUGAACGCUUGCAAGGCAAGCUAAAUCCAAAACCAAACUGUAACUUUGUAAGUUGUGGUGGCGUUAUAAGAAUGCCAAAGGUUUGAGUAACUACAAGGCCGAAUUGUGACUCGGAAGUUCUUUCCAGACCGGAUGGUUCAUGUACAG